AUGUCGUCGCACGCCGUCAACGAGCUGGUGCCUGUCUCGUACAGCGCCGGCUUCAUCGUGCUGUCGUACAUCGUCAGUCUGGCCGGCUGCGCGACCUGCCUCGAGCUGCUGCACCGUCGCACCGCCCGCUUCGGCCUGUACAACUGGUACCUCCUGCUCUCCGCCGCCGUGUGCAUGGGCGGCAUUGGCAUCUGGUGCAUGCACUUCAUCGGCAACCGCGCCACCAUCCUGCAGGGCCACAACACCACCUACCAGAUCUCCUACUCAUCCGCCUUCACCGCCGUGUCCUUCUUCCUGCCCAUCGUCGUGCUCGUCGUGGCCUUCUACUUCAUCGGCGCCAGCGACCGCGCCGAGAUCUGGUACAUCAUCUCCACCGGCGCCCUCACCGGCGUCGCCGUCUGCGGCAUGCACUAUGUCGGCCAGCUCGGUAUCGCCAACUUCUACUGCUCCUACCGCCCCGCCAACGUCGUCGGUGCCGCCAUCAUCGCCGUCUCCGCCAGUAUCACCGCCCUCGGUGUCUUCUUCCGCAUGCGCGCCUCGUGGACCAACAGCUGGUGGAAGCGUCUGAUCAGUGCCACCAUCCUCGCCAUUGCCGUCUCCGGCAUGCACUGGACCGCCACCGUCGGCACCUACUACCGUCUCAAGAACGAGCUGAUCGAUCCCUCCGGCCAGCUGUCGUCCAGCCAGACCGUCAUCGUCUGCACCACCCUGUCCUGCGCCGCCUGUGCGUUCCUCAUCACCCUCGCCGUCAUCACCAACCGCCAGCACCAGCGCCUCGCCCACCGCGUGCGCCAGCUCGUGCUGGCCCCCGCCUUCUUCGACCCCUCCGGCGGCCUCAUGGUCUCGCCCGAGGGUUUGCUGCCCACUCAGAAGAUCACCGACAAAUACGUGCCUCGGACCUUCUCCGAUGACAAGUUCAGCAAGACGCAUCCCGCCUUCAUCUGGGCGUACCGCGCCAGCCGCAACUGGCCGACGCUGCAGAAGCUCAUCCCCGGCAUGAAGUACCACCUGCUGGCCGACUCCAACACCAAGCGCUUCUACCCCGGCUACAGCGGCGCGGUCGACACCAGCGUCGACGUCGACCUCGACUUCCAGUCCAUCUUCAAGGAGCUCUUCUGCGUCGCCGCCCAGGACCUGGCCACGCAGCUGCACCAGCCGCUCGACAAGCUCGGCGUGCUGUACGACGACGUCGUCAUCACCGGCACGCAGGCCCGCAAGCUCAGCACCACCAAGCAGGACCUCGACCCCGAGGCGCAGACGCCGCAGAUCAUGGGCAAGGGCAAGUUCAUCUUCAUGGUGCGCCAGCUGAGCAAGGAGGAGUCGGCGCAGCUGCGCGCCAGCGGCUGGCGGUUCGCGGCCACGCCGCAGAUCGCGCCGUCGCUGGCGCGCAGCAUGCAGAUCGCGCCCGGUGAGAUGCUGCGGCACCUCGAGAGCAUGCACGAGGCGGCGUCGCCCAAGAUGAUGGCGUCGGGCGUGUACCUGGUCUGCUUCUCGCUGCACCCGUCGGUGCGCAAGGGCUUCGACGUGCUGGUGCAGAAGGACGCGCCCAACCUGCUGCCGCACGUGGCGCUGCCGUUCCCGUCGGUGACGGCGCGCCAGAUGAGCAUCCUGACGCAGAUGGACAACUGGUCGCUCAACCACUGCCUGCGCUGGCUCAAGCAGCAGGCCGAGACGCACGCCGACGCCGAGCUCAAGGUGUUCUGCGCGCAGAUGUACAAGGCCUCCACGCGCCUGUCGGACAUGAUCGACAGCACCACCUUCGGCUCCGCGCAGUUCUCCGCGCGCCGCAUCAUGAUCCCGUGCCGCCUGGCCGGCCAGGCGCCCGGCGCCACGGGCAAGUGCACCGCCUUCUCGUUCCGCAUCAUCACCAACCUGCAGACGCGCGCGCCGUCGCCGCAGAUGUGCCUGACGCCGCUGCGCCUGUUCACCGCCCAGCAGCAGGUGUACCCGGGCGUGGUCGACCACGCCAACUUCCAGCAGACCAUCCUCGACGAGUUCGGCUACUGCGCCGCGUACCAGGACGGCAAGGGCGGCAGCAACCACGCGCCGUCGUCGACGACCACCACGGGCGCAUCGCUGGUGCGGCCCGGGCGGAAGAGCGAUCUGUCGAAGAACGGCGGCGGUGGAGGCGGCGGCGCGGGCUCGGACGGCGACGACACGCCGUCGGUGCGGUCGCCGGCGUGGGGCGGCAUCGUGGUCAGCAACCAGGUCACGGUCGACGUGACAGAGCGCGCGGGCCCGUACGAGAGCAACGUGGCGUUCGAGAUGCAGGACAUGGGCGUGACGACGGAGGCGCGGUACGGCGGCGUGCAGGAGACGUUCGUGGACGAGCUGUGCGCGAUCUGCCGCGAGACGAACAGCAGUAUAUAA
Molecule: messenger RNA, 2370 nt
Organism: Ophidiomyces ophidiicola
Lineage: Eukaryota; Fungi; Ascomycota; Eurotiomycetes; Onygenales; Onygenaceae
Exons: 4
Coding region: 1-2370 (789 amino acids)
Source: RefSeq, a predicted model, not a curated record